AAGAAUAGAUUCAUCAUAUUAAAUCACAAUCAUGUGUCCAACUGUUUUUGACUCAGUCUAUUAAUUAUUGUCUAACUUACCUGUAAUUAAGGCAACUUUCCCCUUCAACGAGCCCCCGAGUGUUGCUGGAUCCGAUGAGGACAUAUUUGGACAAAAAGUCUAGGGUCUAUAGCAAUUUAAUAAUGAAACAAACAAAAUAUUAUUGAAUGAAAUGUCUGUGGAUCCGGGCUGUGGAUCAGCUCUGCUUGACCUGGGAUCGGAUAGAGGAGACUCUAAAUCACGUGACUGAGAGACGUAUCACCUGAUGACAAGAAGAAUGACGGAAAACACUGAAGCACCGGCAGGCGCAGGCUCCCAUGCAUAUGGGAUUCUAGCUAAUAUUCCUGCGGAUUUUCAUUCAGCAGACUUACGAAAUUAUUUUUCACAGUUCAUAGAAUCCAACGGAUUUAGCUGUUUUCAUUUCAGACUUCGCCCGGAGACAAAACAACGAGAAAAGGACGACCCGCCGUCGUAUACAAGCCCCAGCGGGAUCGGGAAGUCGUCCGAUUUCUCCCCGAAACUUGGGCGGCUCGAUCAAUCAACUUCCGCUACUUCCUCCACUGGAGUUGAAGAUGUUCAGGUCAAGGCGAACAACGUGCGAAAAACUUUUUGCUGCGUCUUGAAACUGCAAGAGCACAAAAUGUCCAAAUUUAUUAGGAUGUAUCACAAGAAACCUUGGAUUGACAAGAAAGGUGCAAUUAUGUCAAGCACAUGUUUCAUAUCAAGAAUAAAAGUUGCUGAAGCUGACGUUGACAAAACCACAGAUUCAGGGGAGGCAAAAGAAUACACAACACGGGGAGACAGCAAGCUCAUUCCACCAGAAAGGGAGAUAUUCACUGAAUUUCAUCUGGAAAACCUGGUAGAGCUGAACCCACCAGACCUGAUGCCUAAUGGCAAUGUUGGCACACCCACCGCUGUGUUUCUUGAGUACAUCAGAACUUGUCGCCUCCCCCCAAAGAUUAUUCAAAGACUUGGCCUCACCUUCUCAAAGAGCAGGUCCAACAGGAGAUAUGGAAAUGUUCCACUUGCAUAUGGGGGUGAAAUUGUCGACGGGGUGAGUGAAAAUGAGGAAAUUGCCAUGACAGCAUCAGGUCAAGAGAUCAGGGAUAAUGUUGAAGUAACCAGGGUUUCAGCAGAUUCCAAAGACUAUUCUAGGAAGGCGGAAAGAAAGAAAGAUUGGAAGAAAAGAACUGGUAACGAAAAUGAAGAGAGAAAUGUUUCUGAUUCAGAUGAGGAUGAUGAUGAUGAUACCUGUGAGGAAUGGGAAAGACAUGAAUCUCUUCAUGAGGACAUCACAUCCCAGGAACGAAUCAAAGAGAGGCUAUUUGAAGAAGAGAUAGAGCUUAAGUGGGAGAAAGGUGGAAGUGGUCUUGUCUUCUACACUGAUGCUGCAUUCUGGGAUGCUCAAGAAGGAGAUUUUGAUGAGAAAACUUCAGAUGACUGGGAUGUUGAUAUGAGUAUUUACUAUGAUGAACAUGGAGGAGACAAAGAUGCGAAAGAUUCUUUAGAUAUGAGGAGGAUGGAGAGGAUGAAAAGAGGCUUAGAAGAUACAAGUGUCUUUGAGAAACCAAUUGGUCAGUUUGAGAAACACACCAAGGGCAUAGGGAGGAGAGUACUUCAGAAGCAAGGCUGGUCAGAAGGAGAAGGUCUUGGCAAGACAGUUGUUGGCAUGGCGGAUGCGCUAGAUAACACUGGACAACACUCCAGAGACAAGACAGGAUUUGGGUAUCAUGGAGAAAAAUUGCAACCAACCCGUAGUCAUGUGUCCACUACAAAGAGACAACGUAGGGCAGAUAAAGAGGUGAUUAUAUCCACCAUCUAUGAUAACCCCUCUGUAACUGAUCCAGCAGAACCACUGAUGAGAUCCAGAGGUCCAUAUCAUCUUAAGUAUCGUCAUGAGGUUGAAUUUGUCAAAGGAGAUCGCAGGUGACCAAAAUUGAGAUGCACUGCAGGUCCCAAGAUAAUUGCAGUACAGAUAACAUCAGAGACAGUCUUUAGCAACUAAGAUCAUACCUUCAUGACUGAUUCAAGGUAACCAUGGAUUUGAUAUAAGGAUUGUACCCUCGAAAUAUCAUCAUGAGAUUGACUUUGGCUUAGGAGAUUGCAGAUGAAUAAUAGGAGUUUCACUUUAAACUGACAAGAUAUACUGUUGUGCAGAAAACAAUCAACAUAUCUUGCACCUAUUAUUAUACUUCCAUGAUAGAUCCAACAAAACCAUGCAUGUGCUAACUUGAUAUAUAAGAAUUUGAUUGGCUCACAAAUUUUAAUAAUCACCUUGAGACAUAAUGGAAGUCGCUUGCCUCUGCAACACAUUUUUAAUGCCUGAUAUUCCAUUGACUUCUCACACAAAAAAGUUGCAGAGCUUUUGCUUCUCCAUAAGCCUUCAAAUUUGGAGUCCACCCCAAUAGACAAUUGAUUUGAGUGACUAGGAAAAAACAAGCAUGAUGCUGAUAAUUUCAUCAAAAUCAGAUUUAAAAUAAGAAAUUUUACCAACAGUUAUAUGUGCAGUACAGGUAGUAUGUAAAAAGAUGAAAACAAUGCCAUCAUGCACUUUCUUUAGCAAAAAUCACCUUCAGCGUGUGGAAUAAGAAUUAUCAGUCCCAUUCUUCUUCAUUAUAAGAAUAAAAAAAUUAAAAUAUAUAUAUAUUUCAGGCAGUGAUGUACAAAAGAAUCAAUGUGUGGCAUUGCCGGCUCACUCACUUGCAGAUCAGCUGUGUUGUGCCGUUUUAUGAAAUUUAGCAAAACUAUGAAACUUACUUUUCAUCAGAUUUUGAUGCAAUUUUCUAUGAUGCUUUUUAGAAUUUUUGUAUUCAUUCUGACCAUGUUUGUUGAGGUAGACUUGACCGUCAACUGGUUAGUCCUAAUCACUCACAAAAUUUACAUAUUGGAAUUCUACAUAUAUGUUAGCAAUGUCUCCCUUUUUUUAAAUGCUUGUAAACAUUUCAUGUUAUAAUCAUAUUUUAUAAAUUGUGAAGCCAGUAAAUUCAAAGCAAAUAUGAAAGA
This is a messenger RNA of Lytechinus pictus (painted urchin), 3042 nucleotides long. Its product is annotated as G patch domain-containing protein 3-like. Gene Ontology annotation, biological process: negative regulation of RIG-I signaling pathway; positive regulation of DNA-templated transcription; negative regulation of type I interferon production. Lineage: Eukaryota; Metazoa; Echinodermata; Echinoidea; Temnopleuroida; Toxopneustidae. The transcript has 7 exons. Bases 305 to 1969 code for a protein of 554 amino acids. The record is from RefSeq and is a predicted model, not a curated record. Gene Ontology annotation, molecular function: nucleic acid binding.